Scedosporium apiospermum is the source of this 2298-nucleotide messenger RNA. RefSeq names its product Patatin-like phospholipase domain-containing protein. Gene Ontology annotation, molecular function: triacylglycerol lipase activity. Gene Ontology annotation, biological process: lipid metabolic process. The transcript has 2 exons. Bases 1 to 2298 code for a protein of 765 amino acids. The record is from RefSeq and is a predicted model, not a curated record. Lineage: Eukaryota; Fungi; Ascomycota; Sordariomycetes; Microascales; Microascaceae.
AUGCCCGGGCGACGCAACAGCUUCUUCCAGUCCAGCGACUCCAAGUACGGCUUCUCGCCCCAGUCCUACGACCCCUCGAGCGUCCCCGAGAUCGCCGAGGACUUCUCCGACCCAGAGGGCAUUGAAGCCUUCGCGAACGCCCUCCAUGCGCCAGACUUCCAGACCCCCAUCGACGAGCUGACGUCCCCAAGGCGGACGAGUUUCUCAACGAUCCGCAGUCCUAGACUCCGCCCUUCCGAUGUCGAUUCCCACGAGACUGACUCGCCAGCGUCCCCUGCGCCGGGCGGCAACGGGACCACACCCGAUUUCCGACAGACGCUGUCCCUGACACAGCAGCCGCCCGUGUUCAUAUCGGCGCAGAACGACUGGGCGCCCGUGAACGAGAAGAUCAAGAAGCCGCAAAGGCGGAAGAAGAGGAGGACGGCGGCGCCCGUGCACUCGUUGUUGGGCGAGAGGACCAAGGACGAGACCCGCGAGGGCUACCUGUAUAAUCUGCUCAAGUGGCCGCUGCUGCUGGGCGUCACGGGCAUCCUUGCGCUCGAAUGGAUAUCGUACCUCUUCACGCGGCUUUACAUAUACUUGUACGAGCAGACGUUCGCGUGGCGCGGGACGAGAGAGAGGUUAAGAAGGAACAUGCGCACGACGAAUAACUACCGAGACUGGGUCGUUGCCGCCAAGGAGCUCGAUAGCUUUCUUGGUCGGCAGAGCUGGAAGGAGGAGAACGAGUAUGCGUACUAUGACUCUAAGACGGUCAGGCGCGUGUGGGAGCACAUGAGGAAGCUGAGGCAUAAGGCGGAGGAUGUCGAGGAUGGUGCGGAUAAGGCCGAGGGGGCGGGAAAAUCGAAGUCGGCGGAUGAGCUGAGGAUCUUGGCCGAGGCAUGCGUGAAGAGCAAUUUUGUGGGUGUCGAGGGUCCGAGGCUCUACAGCCAGACGUACUACGGUACUAAGAACUUGGUGCAGAACUACAUCGAUGAGUCCGAGAAAACGAUCAAGUUCUUAUUGAAUACGGGACAGCUUUCCAACGACGACCGAAGGGUGCUCUUCAAGCAGAUGCACGCCAACUUCGGUCGAACCGCGCUAUGUCUAUCAGGGGGUGCCACAUUUGCUUACUAUCAUUUCGGCGUUGUCAAAGCCCUCCUGGACGCGGAUCUACUACCGGACGUCAUCUCGGGCACCAGCGGCGGCGCCCUCGUCGCGGCGCUCGUCGCGACCCGGACGAACGAGGAGCUCAAGGAGCUCAUCGUCCCCGCCCUAGCCACCCGCAUCACCGCCUGCCGAGAAUCCAUCUUCACCUGGCUCCCCCGGUGGUGGAAGACGGGAGCGAGGUUCGACGCCAUCGAUUGGGCUGACCGCGCGACCUGGUGGUCGCGCGGGUCCAUGACCUUCCGGGAGGCGUACCAGCGCACGGGGCGAAUCCUCAACGUCUCAUGCGUGCCCUCGGAUCCCCAUUCCCCCACCAUCCUCUGUAACUACCUCACGAGCCCCGAUUGCGUCAUCUGGUCCGCCGUGUUAGCCUCCGCCGCCGUCCCGGGCAUCCUCAACCCCGUCGUGCUCAUGAUGAAGACGCGCGAGGGCACGCUCGUCCCCUACUCCUUCGGCCGCAAAUGGAAAGACGGCAGCCUCCGCACCGACAUACCCAUCAAAGCCCUCAACCUGCACUUCAACGUAAACUUCACAAUCGUCAGCCAGGUCAACCCGCACAUCAACCUCUUCUUCUUCUCCUCGCGCGGCACCGUCGGACACCCCGUGACGCACCGUCGCGGCGCCGGCUGGCGCGGCGGCUACCUCAUGUCCACGUUUGAGAACUUUCUCAAGCUCGACAUGAACAAGUGGCUCCGCUUCAUCCGCCACGCGGAGCUCCUGCCCCGACCCCUGGGGCAGGAUUGGAGCCAGCUGUGGUUGCAGGACGCGUUCGCGGGGACUAUUACUAUUUGGCCUAAGAGCAUCCUGUCGGACUUUUGGAAUAUCCUCUCGGAUCCGGACCCGGAUCGGCUUGCGAGGAUGAUUCACGAGGGGCAGCAGAGUGCGUUUCCUAAACUCAAGUUUAUCUCGAAUAGGCUCCGUAUUGAGAGGUUGGUCGAGAAGGGAAGGUUGGAGACGAGGCCUUGGUUGAGGAGGGGUUCUAUUGAGACGAUAUUGAGCGAGGAGGAUAUGAGGAGCUUGCUUGCUGAUGGGUCGAAUAGCACGACGGAUGGGGACGAUACCGAGGGCAUCGAGGAGGGCAUUGUCAUGGGGGAGCAUCACAUCUUUAGGGGGAUGGAAGAUGAAGGGUAUGCGGGUUCAUACAAGGAGGACUGA